AGCCAACCAAUUCCUACCUUACGCUACCAAAUCCUAGCCGAACGACCUCACAUAACCACUUCCGGAUUCUGAAUCACAGCAACGUUUGACGACAAGCUUCGCAGAAUACCGGCACCAUGUCUACCCGAAGGCCCCAAUUCUCCCAGCAGCUGCUCAUUGACACCACUCCGUUGCCCGCCGAUAUUCCCGCCGUCAAGGAGGUCGGUGCCAGUUCUGCUCCUCUCCUCUCGGCCUCCUUCUUCAUCGGUGCUCGAUGCCGCGACUACAAUGACGAUUAUAUGCAAUGCAAGAACGAGAACCCUGGUCGAGGAGAGCUUGAGUGCUUGAAAGAGGGCCGACGAGUCACCCGAUGUGCCUCCAGCGUUAUUAAGGAUAUCAACACCCACUGCCUGGCUGAGUUCCGCAAGCAUUGGGAGUGCCUCGACAAUCGAAAUCACCAGUUGUGGCAGUGCCGUCCUGCUGAGUGGAAGCUCAACAAGUGCGUCUACGACCAUCUGAAACUCGAGAAGAAGAUCCCCGAUCAGCCAACGAACUCGACCCCUGUUCACCUUCGACCAAAGCAGAUCUUCGCUGAUGUGCGCAUCGGGCCUGGAGACGGCAAGCCCUUCGUUCCGGGGCAGGAGGAUGCGCAACAAUAGAGCGCUGGAAUCUAUUAAGAUCGAGGUUCGGUCAUGUACAUUUGUCGAUGAAUCAAAGAGAAACUACCAGCUAUCAAAUCAAAAUUCGUUUGCUCACAUCCAGUAUUAUACAUCAUCGACUACUAAGCUCCAGGUCCUGUAUCCAGUUCGAUAUAGUCUUAUUUACUCGAUUCACCAAGCCAAGCAACAUAUUGAUUUAUGGUGACAUUUCACUCAUCAACCCAUCCACCGGCAUCUCGAUGUCAAUAGCUGCUACCACAUGAUAUUGUUAUGGCGCCUUUCAACCCGCUAUGGAGGCUCUGGUCUCAGCAUGUCGUUUAACCUCACACAGAUCAAGCGCAUCAACAGCAGUUACUGGUCACAACAUUGCAGCCCCAAACGCAACAGAACCUACAGCAUCAUGCAGCGAGCCUUCGGCGCAUGAUACACGGCGCUCCAAGACAUUUGAGGAAAAUUACCCACCAACACUGCAAUUCGGCUAAUCGGUGGAGCCACAAUUCGGCAUUUCCUUCUUUUGUGAUCUGGUGAAGACCACAUGACGAUAUGGAUAUUUUAUGGGUAGAGGUAUAUCAUCACGAUGCAUGAGAUUUGUCGGUAACAUCCAAAGGAGCUGCCGAGGUCACCACCACGCCGUUUUACAGUGACCAACACGGAUUUUGGCGAGGCCGGAGGUCGGACUCGUAGUGACCAAAAGCAUUUGAUAUGCAACAAGCAUGCUCCUUGAGCCGCAUGUAUGAGGAUGGUCACAAGUUUGAACCUAGAGUAUGGCCUUCUUGUCGAUGACUGGCCCUCAGAGUCGCACAACCUCAAAUAUGCCCCAGACCAUGCACAUGAUGAUUUCUGUGUCGCUGGCCCUCGAGCCGGGGCUUUUGUUUCGGCCUCAUUUAGACUCGUUCAGGCAGCGUAACUGUUUUCAUGCAACUAGCCGUUUCGUUUCAAGUAAACGUCGGCCAGCAGAGGGAACGAUUGGCUUGGUGUGAUGGGCAGAAACCUACGCUGGAACCGACAUAUGCACGCCGUGAGGGUACAACUGGCGGUAACCUGCUUUCCUGACUGAGUAGAGGCUCGUAUGUUAAGCGAGAUACAGGUUAACGUAGUAGCUAGACUCUUGAUACCGUGCAUUGAGCUUGGCAUGGCCAAAGUCACGUCUAUUGAAACGGGCUUCCUACUUCAAGUUUACUACUACCUACAGGUAGAGUAGGAACCUCUAGCACAAGUGCAUUUUAACACCA
This is a messenger RNA of Fusarium verticillioides 7600, 1870 nucleotides long. Its product is annotated as NADH-ubiquinone oxidoreductase 20.8 kDa subunit. Lineage: Eukaryota; Fungi; Ascomycota; Sordariomycetes; Hypocreales; Nectriaceae. The transcript is spliced from 4 exons. Gene Ontology annotation, biological process: mitochondrial electron transport, NADH to ubiquinone. The record is from RefSeq and is a predicted model, not a curated record. The coding region runs from base 117 to 638 and encodes 173 amino acids.